CUUAGGGAUCUUAAUGGGCGAAAGGGCAAGGAGUGUUGGGCCCACAAAUUUAGGGUGUCCCGUAGACGACGGUCGGCGAAGGGGGCGUGUGGGUUUAGGUGGCCGGAAGCACAUUCGGAAGGGCAAGCCAAGGCAGGGGGGAUGAGCCUGUUGACGGCGGCGGCGCUGCAGGGGGUGGCGCUGGCGCAGGCGCGGGCCAGGAUCUUCGGACACGUCCUGAAUCCUUUGGGGAAGCGAUCCCCUCGCAAGAUCCUCCGGAAGAAGCUCAUCGGAGACAAGGUCGCCCAGUGGUACCCUUACGACAUCAAGAAUGACGAUCCCCUCGUCCUCGCUCGCGAAGAGAAACUGCGAUUGGCCAAGUUGGAAAUGUUGAAGCGCCGCGGGAAGGGCCCUCCAAAGAAGGGCCAAGGAAGACGUGCCUGCCGUUAAGCACAAUAAAUAAUUGUCUCAUUCAUUACCAGCGUUUCGGAAUUUGUUGAGCUCCUCAUGUGCUAGACUAUCUCGGUAGCUUAUCAUUUGCGUGACUAUCUAUGUUUAAUCACACCCUUAUGUGCUAGAUAGAGAGACCUGUAAUCAUGGGAGAGGGUAAUUGAUCCUUCAGUGUCAUGGACCAGUUUUUGUGUAAUGCACCGUCGAACAUGGGGGGCGGUUCUCUGGUGCGUGGAUUGUUGUUGGCUCACUGUCUACAUUGCAUUAACUUGUUGUGAGUAAUGGUAUGGUGACAACUCGUCAUUGGUAUUG
Molecule: messenger RNA, 741 nt
Organism: Musa acuminata AAA Group (dessert banana)
Lineage: Eukaryota; Viridiplantae; Streptophyta; Magnoliopsida; Zingiberales; Musaceae
Exons: 2
Coding region: 142-429 (95 amino acids)
Cellular component (GO): mitochondrion
Source: RefSeq, a predicted model, not a curated record